AUCAGUAUUGUGCAUGCAUAUUAUGAUGGCAAUAAUUCACUGAAUUGUUCAAAUAGCCAACAUGUGACUUUUGCAAUAGGUGGUGUGGUCGAAAAAAGCUCUCGUAUUGGCAGAGAACAAAAGAUAGCCAUGGAAAUGGCUAUCCGUGAUUUCUGUAGGAUGGCGAGUACUUGUUCUUGCCCAACUUUACACCUGAAGGAUUCUCAAGGCAACUCGACUCGAUCAGUUUAUGAAGUAAUUGACCUCAUGAAGAACAAACAAGUUCAAGCAGUUAUCGGAACGAUAAGCCCCCACGUAGCCAUUUUACUUUCCGAGUUUAACCAAGUCACCAAGAAGGUUCCCAUCAUUUCUCUAACCCCGACAGCCACUUCCUCAGUUCCACGCUCAGCAACAGAACCAUCUUUUUUUGAGAUGAGUCACGAUGUCACAACCCAUAUGCAAUGCAUUGCUGCAAUAGUUGGCCACUUCAGUUGGCGCAAGGUGACACCUAUAUAUGAAAACCAUAGUACAUUUAGCUUUGGUACUAGCCCCUUGAUACAUCUGUUAGAUGCGCUCCAUUUGGUUGAUUCAAGCAUUGAACGCCACUUAAUAUUUCCUCCUUUGCAUACUCUGUCAAAUGCAAGCCGCUUCAUUGAACACGAAUUAAAAAAGCUCAAGAUGCAGGAGAGUAGGAUUUUUGUUAUCUUACAAUCAUCUAUAAGAUCAUGUAUCUUAUUAUUUGAUAUAGCAAAGAAGCUGGGUAUGAUGGAAAAAGGUUAUGUGUGGAUCAUUUCGGAUGAUAUAGCAAGCGUUCUUGAUUCAGUUGACCAAUCGGUUAUAUCUAGCAUGCAAGGUGUAGUCGGAAUCAAAACUAACUUUGCAGUCACCAGUAACACUUUUAGAGAAUUCAAACUUCAUUUUAGGAGGGAGUUUAGAAGCAAAUACCCAGAAGAAGAAUAUUUAAACCCUAGUAUAUACGCUCUACGCACUUAUGAUGCAACUUGGGCUGUUGUUAAGGCCAUUCAAGCUUCAAAAGGCUCAAGUUCAUCUGUAAACUUUUUUGAAAGCAUUUCACAUAGUGAAUUCGAUGGUUUAAGUGGUGAAAUAAGCUAUAAAACCGGGAAAAUGGUACAGCUUCCAACCUUUCAAAUCAUUAACGUGAUUGGUAAAAGCUACAGAAAAAUUGGGUUUUGGUCACAAGCGUCUGGUUUCUCAAGUGAUAACCAUGGAAAUGGAAAGGCGAACCUGGGUUUGAUUUAUUGGCCGGGUGGUAAGGUGUUGGAGAGCAAACAUAUACCAUUGAAGGUUGGUCUGUCUUUAGAAGCUAAUUUCAAUCAAUUUGUCGAAGUUAGUGCUCCAUACAGAGGUACAUAUGGCCCGUUGAUUAGUUCUCAAGGUAUAUCAGUCAACUUCAUGUCUGAAUUACGAAAUAAGAACUAUGAUAUGGUCACUGGUGAUAUAGAAAUAGCAGAUCGGGACAUAGAUGGCAGAAAAUUUGUUGCUCUCAUGAAGCAGUUUCCUUAUUGGCCCGUUGGAGGACCUCUAAGAAUCCUGCAGAGUGGUAAGGCAUUGGAGAGCAAACACAAACCAUUGAAGGUUGGUGUGCCUGCAGAAGCUUUUUUCAAUCAAUUUGUUAAAGUUAGUUAUGACCAAGACAAGAAUAAAACCUAUGUGACUGGUAUGUCAAUAGACGUGCUUGAAGCUGUUGUAAAGGAGCUCCCUUAUCCGUUGUCUUAUGUUAUGGUUCCAUACAAAGGCACAUAUGACAAUUUGGUGGCUGAAGUACAUAAUAAGAACUUCAAUAUUGCCAUUGGUGAUAUAGAAAUAACAGCAGAUCGGUACAAGCAUUCUCAGUUUUCACAGCCUUACAUGGACACGGAAUUGGUCAUGGUAGCUCCGGUAAAAAGAGAUUCUCUGAAGGAAGGGUAUAUUUUUAUCUAUGCCUUUACAACAAAGAUGUGGCUUAUUUUACUGGCAAUGACAGUAGGGACAGUUUCUGUUGUUUGGUUCAACGAGCACAUACAUGGAAAUGGGGAUUUUGACGCUUCGUCUACCCUAGAAUAUAUAACAAGGAUGCUUUGGUUCGCGAUUGCAGUUUUGUCACUGUCACAUAGAGAAUUGAUCAAAAACAAUUUGUCUCGGUUAGUGCUGGCUACAUGGUUUUGUGUAAAUAUGAUUGUUGCUGUGUGUUUCACCGCAACCCUCUCUUCAAUUAUAACAGAUUCAAGGUUUCGACCAUCACUAGAUUUUCACAGAAACAAUUUUGUUGUUGGCUGCAAUGAAAAUUCUUUCGUUUUUCGUUACCUGGUGAAUGUCUUGCAUUUUAGCCCAAAGAAUAUAAGACAUAUUCAAUCUAUUGAAGAAUAUCCUAUAGCAUUCAAUGAAGGGGAGAUAGAAGCGGCUUUUUUUGUAUCUCCACACGCCAAUGUAUUCCUUGCAAAGUAUUGCCAAGGCUAUGAAAAGAUUGGACCUACUAUCAAACUUAGCGGUUUUGGUUUCGUGUUUCCGAAGGGUUCAACACUCGUGAGAGAUAUUUCAGAGGCCAUCCUCAAAGUAACACAGACUGGAGAGAUAGAUAUGCUAGAGAAAAACAUGCUGAGAUCUCUGUCCACUUGUUCUCAAUUAGCUCAUGAAUCCAAUGGUCCUAGAAGACUAGACUCCCGGGCUUUCACUGGAUUGUUCAUAAUGUCAGGUUGUAUUUCUGCUUUUGUGUUUUUCACCACAUUGAUCCAUCUAAUAGCUAAACGCCAAGACUCGAUAUGGAGCUCAACCCAAUCAAACCUUAUCAAGAGAAGAGUUGGCAGAUGGUUGAUAUUGUUACUCCGAACCAGGGUUGUCCAUGAUAAUCCUGGUGUAGAAUUAACUCCAACCCAAGCAGCCGCAUAGUACAUUCCAAGCAUACAAAAAAUGUAUUAUAAGAUUUUACUGUUGAUUAACUGAUUCAUUAACAGCAAGUACUUCUUCAAAA
Erigeron canadensis is the source of this 2947-nucleotide messenger RNA. Its product is annotated as glutamate receptor 2.5-like. Lineage: Eukaryota; Viridiplantae; Streptophyta; Magnoliopsida; Asterales; Asteraceae. Bases 130 to 2865 code for a protein of 911 amino acids. The record is from RefSeq and is a predicted model, not a curated record. The transcript is spliced from 6 exons. Gene Ontology annotation, cellular component: plasma membrane. Gene Ontology annotation, molecular function: ligand-gated monoatomic ion channel activity; signaling receptor activity.